UUUCUUUUGACACCACUUACUUGACGAACAGAUAUAGUAUGCCUUUUGCUCCUUUUGUGGGAGUAAACCAUCAUAAUCAGUCUAUUUUAUUGGGUUGUGCAUUGCUUUCUAGAGAAAAUACAAAGACAUUUAUUUGGUUGUUUCAAACAUGGUUAUCAUGUAUGUCAGGAAUUCCUCCCAAGGCCAUAAUUACCGACCAAUGCAAAGCAAUGAAAGGAGAAAUUGCCGAGGUAUUUCCAGAGGCUCAUCAUAGACUAUGCCUAUGACAUAUCAUGCAAAAGCUUCCUGUAAAGCUAAGUGGAUAUAAAGAAUACAAAGAAAUUAAAAGGAGUUUGAAGAACAAAGUGUAUGAUUCCUUACGGGUCGAACAAUUUGAAAAAGAUUGGGAAAAAAAUGAUUGAACAAUAUGGACUUGAGGAUAAUGAGUGGCUUUGUGCAUUAUAUGAAGAUCGACAUCAUUGGGCUCCUGUUUUGGUAAAGGAUAUCUUUUGGGCCGGCAUGUCAACUACUCAAAGAAGUGAGAGUAUGAAUGCUUUCUUUGAUGGAUAUGUGCACCCAAAAACUUCACUCAAACAAUUUAUUUCAAAGUAUGAUGUUGCUUUACAAAGUAAGUUCGAGAAAGAAGCAAAAGCAGAUUUUGAGUCAUUCCAUAAAUUUCCAAAAUUAAUUUCAGAACAUCCUAUAGAGGAGCAGCUAUCCAAAAUUUAUACUAUUGGUAUUUUCAAAAAGUUUCAAGAAGAGCUAAAGGCUUUGGUAUCUUGUACUCUUUCUUUUGUUCAUAUUGAUGGAGAUAUAUCCAAAUUUCAAAUUAAGGAGCGUGUAAAACAGAAAGAUGGUACAAUGACGAAUAAGAUAUUUGAAGUUCAUUAUAAGGGUGGUGAAGUAGACGUUUGGUGCAUUUGCUGAUUGUUUCAAUUUAGAGGUAUUAUGUGCCGUCAUGCUCUAACUGUUUUAAAUUAUAAAGAUGUAAAUGAGAUUCCUAGUAGAUACAUUCUCAACAGUUGGAGAAAAGAUUUCAAGCACUUGUAUUCUUUGGUCCGUUCUAUUUCUAAUGUGAUGCCUACAGGACCAGCUCAACGUUAUAAUUCUAUUCAAAAGAGUUGCAGUAUAUUUGCGGAGAUUGGAGCUUUAUCUGAGGAAAAAUUUCAUCAUGUAAUGAAAAUUUUAAAUGAAGCAAGAAAUCAAGCAAUGGAUGAUUCAACAUUGUCCCAAUCUACGAAAACGAAGGAAAUAGAAAUUGGCGAUCCAGUUCAUGUAAAAAGUAAAGGCCGUCCGGUAGAAAAAAGGAAGAUAUCUACAAUUGAUCAAAAAGUAAAGAAGAAAAAGGUUUCUAAACAAACACGGCUUGAAACGAAAAAUCCUGAUGCACUUGUUGAACAACUUUCAUCAAAUGUGAAGCUAAAUGAAGACAACCAACAAAUAUGCAAUUCGAAUUGGGGAUCAUUUUAUCAACCUAUAUUCAGUAGUCAUCAUGAAAUACCAAGGCCUUAUACUACAGUUUUGCAGGAACAUGUUUAUCCAACUCAGUAUAUUUUUCAUGUCAAUAGCCAAGAACAAGCUAUUCUACCAAACUCAUACGCUUCUCUUCAGGCUACAAACGAGGAUCCCAAACUUUAAAUGAAGUGUCGUCGGUGGAAUCGUGAUUAAGUGGAGCAUGUGCAGAUUUAUUAUAUGUCGUGAUUAAGUGUCGUCAUGU
Molecule: messenger RNA, 1696 nt
Organism: Asparagus officinalis (garden asparagus)
Lineage: Eukaryota; Viridiplantae; Streptophyta; Magnoliopsida; Asparagales; Asparagaceae
Product: protein FAR1-RELATED SEQUENCE 1-like
Exons: 6
Coding region: 928-1617 (229 amino acids)
Source: RefSeq, a predicted model, not a curated record